Messenger RNA from Tricharina praecox, 2038 nucleotides. RefSeq lists its product as uncharacterized. Gene Ontology annotation, molecular function: imidazoleglycerol-phosphate synthase activity; oxo-acid-lyase activity. Gene Ontology annotation, biological process: L-histidine biosynthetic process. The transcript is spliced from 4 exons. NCBI's taxonomy places the organism in Eukaryota, Fungi, Ascomycota, Pezizomycetes, Pezizales, Pyronemataceae. The record is from RefSeq and is a predicted model, not a curated record. The coding region runs from base 241 to 1881 and encodes 546 amino acids.
CCUCUAUUUCACUCCUGUGCGACAGUCGGCUCAACCUCGAUGGAUGACAUGUCGUGAUCCGCCGGCCCACAUGGUGGGGGUGGACCCGCGGAGGCUCUAAAAUUUCUCUUGCAUGGCGGGGCAGGGCUCAAUGAGGGGUGCUAGACAAGCAUUCUACCUCCACCAGCGAGUCAUAGCAGAUAAACAAAACCACCAACCGUCUCCACCGAACGAGAAUCGCCCGCCAGCCAGCCAGCCCAAAUGCCUACGGUCCACCUCCUCGACACCGUAGCCGGCAACAUCCGGUCCCUCGUCAAUGCGAUCGAACGAGUAGGCUACACGGUAGAAUGGGUCAAGAGCCCCUCCGAUCUCGAGACGGCUGAGCGUGUGAUCUUCCCCGGCGUCGGGCACUUCGGGCACUGCAUGUCGACGUUGUCAGCGGCGGGGUACGUGGAGCCCUUGCAGGCGUUCAUCGCGUCCGGGAAGCCAUUCAUGGGGAUCUGCGUUGGUAUGCAAGCGCUUUUCGCGGGGUCGGAAGAGUCGGCCACGCACGCGGGCCUCGGCGUCAUCCCGGGCACGCUGCGGUUGUUCGACAGCGCCACCAAGUCGGUCCCGCACAUCGGCUGGAACAGUGCCGCUACGCGCACGAUCACGGACGAGUCCCUGUUCGGCCUGAAACGGAAUGCGAAGUACUACUAUGUCCACUCGUACGCGAAACAGAUCGAUAACGACCUCGACGGUUGGGAUGUCGCCACCGCGAAGUACGGCGAUGAGGAGUUUGUGGGUGCGAUUUCAAAGGGAAACGUCUUUGCUACGCAGUUCCAUCCAGAGAAGAGUGGGUAUGCGGGACUGGCGGUGCUGAAGGCGUUCCUGGCGCAGCAAAGGCUCGCGCCGUUGGUGGGGACGGCGACGAGGGUCAAUGAGGAUGCGGAGGGCGGGUUGACUCGCAGGGUCAUCGCGUGUCUCGACGUGCGGACCAACGACGCGGGGGAUUUGGUGGUGACAAAGGGCGAUCAGUAUGAUGUCCGGGAGAAGGCGGCAGGCGGGGGAGUCCGCAACCUCGGCAAGCCCGUGGAGAUGGCCCAGAAGUACUUCGAGGACGGUGCCGACGAGGUGACAUUCCUGAACAUCACGUCGUUCCGCAACUGCCCGGUGCAGGACCUGCCCAUGCUCGAAGUCCUGCGGCAGACCAGCAAGACGGUCUUCGUCCCGCUCACCAUCGGCGGCGGCAUCCGCGACGUCAUCGACACCGACGGCUCGACCGUCUCCGCCCUGCAGAUCGCCACGAUGUACUUCAAGUCCGGCGCGGACAAGGUGUCCAUCGGCAGCGACGCCGUCACCGCCGCAGAGGAGUACUACGCCCGCGGCUCGCAACUCGCCGGCUCCACCGCGAUCGAACAGAUCUCGCAAGCAUACGGCAACCAGGCGGUUGUCGUAUCCGUCGACCCGCGGCGCAUCUACGUCGCCGCCCCCUCCGCCACGGCGCGCACCACGAUCAAGACGGCAUUCCCCGGCCCAAACGGCGAGGAGUACUGCUGGUACCAGUGCACGAUCAAGGGCGGCCGCGAAGGCCGCGACAUGGACGUCCAGCAGCUCGUCAAAGCGGUCGAGGCCAUGGGCGCCGGAGAGAUCCUGCUCAACUGCAUCGACAAGGACGGCACGAACUCGGGGUUCGAUCUGGAGCUUAUCCGCGCUGUCAAGAACGCCGUUAGAAUCCCCGUCAUCGCCUCCAGUGGCGCAGGUAAUCCCGAUCAUUUCAGGGAGGUAUUUGAAGAGACGACUACGGAUGCGGCGUUGGGCGCCGGAAUGUUCCAUCGUGGUGAGUACACGGUUAAGCAGGUUAAGGAGUUUUUGGCGGAUAAGGGGUUGUUGGUCAGGAAUGAGGAGGAUACUGAAGUAUAGAGGAAUAUAUUGGGUACCCAGGUGUUUAGAGGGCCAUGCUCCAGAAGUAUAUCACUGCAGGUGGAACGUGUAAUUAACCAUGAUGACGGCGGUAAAUAUACUGCAAGGUCAUGGUCUCCUUCUUGCCACAGGACAAUGAUGAUUACAACCCCAUUUU